AUGGUUAUUCUUACUAAAGAACAAGAAGAAGCCGCUAAGGAGGGCCUCUGGCUACCUCAGCUCGAGCGAGAUGGUUGUGGUGUUGGUUUUGUUGUCUCGAUCAAAGGCAUUAAAACCCAUAAGAUCCUUUGUGAAGCCCGGACAAUGCUGGAACGUAUGGCUCAUCGUGGUGCAUGUGCAUGUGACAACGAUUCCGGCGAUGGUGCAGGAGUCCUGACAGCAAUACCCGAUCUUCUCUAUAGGAAAUCUGUGAAAGAACAGGAUGGUGUGGAUCUACCGCCUCCUGGCCAGUAUGCCACCGGUAUCUUGUUUCUCAAUAAGGACUCCUACAAGCAAGCCAAGUUAUUGCUCAUGCUAGUCGGCACACGGAACUGGUUACGGAACUUAUAG
This is a messenger RNA of Cooperia oncophora, 390 nucleotides long. NCBI's taxonomy places the organism in Eukaryota, Metazoa, Nematoda, Chromadorea, Rhabditida, Trichostrongylidae. The record is from the annotation of a GenBank genome assembly.